Molecule: messenger RNA, 2495 nt
Organism: Mus pahari (shrew mouse)
Lineage: Eukaryota; Metazoa; Chordata; Mammalia; Rodentia; Muridae
Gene: Cd47
Product: CD47 molecule
Exons: 12
Coding region: 990-1883 (297 amino acids)
Biological process (GO): positive regulation of phagocytosis; positive regulation of cell-cell adhesion; positive regulation of inflammatory response
Cellular component (GO): plasma membrane; extracellular exosome
Molecular function (GO): thrombospondin receptor activity
Source: RefSeq, a predicted model, not a curated record
GCCAGGCGGCGCCCGGAAGAGAGCAGAGAGAAGAGGAGAGGGCUGGCGGGAUGCGCGGGGCCCUGCGCACCCGGAGCGCCACUGUGGGAGGGCCCGGCGGGGCAUCGGCGCCCCUGCCUCCUCCCUCUGCUCUCCUUCCCUAGUCCCCUUUUCCCCCCACGGGGAGAGCGGGCUGAAGCUCCUCACUCUCCAGUGCGCACACGUAGGAAGAACUGGGAACAACCGCAACUGUGCAAAACCCGAACUGCAAAGAAAGCGAGGGGGCAGCUGCCGGGGACCCCCCCUCCCCUCUUCUCGCACCCUUCUCCUUUCUCGGAGCUUUCACGCAGCAUUUGGGGGUUGAAGGACUAGAGUGGGAGGACCGGGCCUCUUGUGAUGAAGUGCGCAUUUUGGUGAAGUCGACCAGAAAGGCUUUUUGCCUUACCGCGUAAGCACUGGAGCAGAGAGAACACGGUGGACCCAAGUUUUAUUUCCCACCCAGCUUUUAUCGAAGCUUUUUUUUUUUUCUUUCCCUCCCUCUGACCGCGUAUUUUGGUGGUUGUUGUUUUGAAUCCUCAAAACAAGCUUCCUGGAAACACUUCUUGUGACACCCCCGCUACCCCCCCCCCUCCGCCAGCACUUUAAUAUAGUCCUUAUUGUAGAUUAAAGUUUUUUUUUUUUCCUCUCCUUUGGAGCAAACGUAUUUUAAGAUUUUGCCCAGUUAUUGCCAGCGGUCUAAGGACAGUAAUUACCAAGGAUGCACCUCCUCUUUUGCAAAGUAUUUUGCUGUUUAUAAACGCGUACCUCCUUUGUAAAAGCCGAGGGAAGAAUAGGAAUUUUUGUGACCAUAUACCGCCCGGCAAGCUUCAUAUCUGCAGAUUCCUCUGCGAACUUUUGGUUCAGCUCAACUACUGUUUAGUAACGUUAAUUCCGUAGAGUUCACUUCAUGCAAUGAAACUGUGGUCAUCCCUUGCAUCGUCCGUAAUGUGGAGGCACAAAGCACCGAAGAAAUGUUUGUGAAGUGGAAGUUGAACAAAUGGUAUAUUUUCAUCUAUGAUGGAAAUAAAAAUAGCUCUACUACAGAUCAAAACUUCACCAGUGCAAAAAUCUCAGUCUCAGACUUACUCAGAGGCAUUGCCUCUUUGAAAAUGGAUAUGCGUGAGGCCGUGGUGGGAAACUACACUUGCGAAGUGACAGAGUUAUCCAGAGAAGGCAAAACAGUUAUAGAGCUGAAAAACCGCACGGCCGUCAACACUGACCAAGGAUCAGCCUGUUCUUACCCCACUACCCCGGCAGGGGACGAGGAGGAGAAAGGAGGUUGCAAAUUAGUUUCGUGGUUUUCUCCAAAUGAAAAGAUCCUCAUUGUUAUUUUCCCAAUUUUGGCUAUACUCCUGUUCUGGGGAAAGUUUGGUAUUUUAACACUCAAAUAUAAAUCCAGCCAUACGAAUAAGAGAAUCAUUCUGCUGCUCGUCGCCGGGCUGGUGCUCACAGUCAUCGUGGUUGUUGGAGCCAUCCUUCUCAUCCCAGGAGAAAAGCCUGUGAAGAAUGCGUCUGGACUUGGCCUCAUUGUAAUCUCUACGGGAAUAUUAAUACUACUUCAGUACAAUGUGUUUAUGACAGCUUUUGGAAUGACCUCUUUCACCAUUGCCAUAUUGAUCACUCAAGUGCUGGGCUACGUCCUUGCUGUGGUCGGGCUGUGUCUCUGCAUCAUGGCUUGUGAACCAGUGCACGGCCCUCUUUUGAUUUCAGGUUUGGGUAUCAUAGCUCUAGCAGAAUUACUUGGAUUAGUUUAUAUGAAGUUUGUCGCUUCCAACCAGAGGACUAUACAACCUCCUAGGAAAGCGGUAGAGGAACCCCUUAACGCUUUUAAAGAGUCAAAAGGAAUGAUGAAUGACGGAACUUAGUCCCAACCUCAUGAGAAAGGAUUAAAGAGAAAGAGACUUCUUUAUUCACCCCAGCUUUUCCCUCUUUUCUGAACUCCAGAUCAACAGCAAAUACAUGUUUCCUGAAUAUGACCUACGCAUGUGCUUAUUAAUUCUUCCCAAAGAAGUCUGUAAUUUUCCUCCUUAAUAUAGACAUACAUUCUUUAACCGUAAUAGGCUAUGAUUCUCCAGCCCCAUUGGCAUUUAGUAACUCCAUUUGUAUUUAUAUUCUAUUUUCAAAAACAUCUUCAUGCCGUCAGUACUUGCAACCCAUCCUUUUCUCGUGUAGGCUCUGCUUUGUAUUUUACUGCUGUAAAGCCUGUGACCUGCCUGCUCACCUCCCUAGCAAAGAAUUGCAGGUAGCAGAGGAGGCCUUCUUCCCCAGAGCACAAUUAACUUCUGCAUAGGAUUAAAAACACUUCGAUCAUGUGUUGGCUGAGCUAAAUUUAAAACAGGCUCUGGCUUGACGGGAAGUCCAGAAUGGUCCCAUGGUUACAGGCUUUUGUCGUAGCUUUUAAAUGUGUGUUUUGCUACACAAGCUGCUGCUACCUAAAAAUAUUGUUGUAGUGGGAACAAAUGUACACCAUGCCAGGA